AAGCCUAAGUCCGAGAGACGCUACGAGAGUCGAGGAAAAUCUAGCUGUUUUAAAACGCAAGUUCUUCUUGUUUCAAAAGAGUGUCUGAAUACUGAAAAGUUAGGAGUGGCUGAAAAAGUACAAGUCCAUGUCUCCACCAACGGCGAAGCAAAGCCAUUUAUACCGAUAGCGAGCGAAAAUGCCGGCUGAACCCGCGUCGAUUCUGAACGCGGAGCAGCAGGCGAAAGUCGACAGCGCUAAAGUACUUUAUCGUCGAUGCCUUGAUCUAGCAAAAAAAAGGCCUGCACACAUAGGAUCUCAUUAGUUACUUCUUACUUAAAGAUCCUAGUUGAACAGAGACGCCUUAUAGUACCCCUGGUUGGAUACAUCGUCAUGAUAUUCCCUCGUGCGAGUUGGCAACUGAUGGACACAUGCACAUUCUACAUUUUCAGAGGAUCACGUGACAUUCACAAUCUGAAACCAGGUAGCACAACAGAUGAAGAAUGAAAAGUACUUAAGGGAGCAUCCGGAAAUACACACGAUGCUAAGCAAGUUCGUUAACUCAGCUCUGGAGAAAAGGGUACCUUUACCUUCUUAUUUUUACAUGAACAAAACAAGUUAGUUGUUGCUGUUGUACUUGUACUUUCUUGAUUCCUCCUUGUAAAGUCAGCAAUUCCAACUCCGCGUAUCUCACGCAAUUCAAGAUAUGUAUUAUUCUAUAACUCUUUUUCUUAUCAGCCCGAGGAUAUCUUAAAAUUUGCGGGGGAUUUCUUCACUGCGCCAGACCUGAAGGAGAACGUGGAGGCGGAUAUGGCUCAAUAACGAGGACAUAAGUUUUGCAUGUAGACCACGAAGCAUGCAUGACGACGCGCAGGGGAAUGCAUUCGCACUUGGUUGCUUCUGCAAUUGUAGUUGAUUGAAUCAUGAUGUUGGUAGUCGUACUUCCUAAUUGUAGUGAAAUUCCUCCUUUCCACAGGAACAUGAUUCCUCGCCUCUUGAUUCCUUUUUGUAUGACCACGAAUAUCUAUCUCCAUGCUUAGCGUGGAAAAGUUGCAUUUUUGCGAAUGAUCUCUGCGAUGGGCGUCGAGAGGCUUUAGCGCGAGGCGCGACGUCGCAAAUGUUCUGCGACGUCAGUACACUAAAGCAAGCAAC
Molecule: messenger RNA, 1131 nt
Organism: Amoebophrya sp. A25
Lineage: Eukaryota; Dinophyceae; Syndiniales; Amoebophryaceae
Source: the annotation of a GenBank genome assembly